Dermacentor albipictus is the source of this 700-nucleotide messenger RNA. RefSeq lists its product as uncharacterized. Lineage: Eukaryota; Metazoa; Arthropoda; Arachnida; Ixodida; Ixodidae. Gene Ontology annotation, biological process: defense response. The record is from RefSeq and is a predicted model, not a curated record.
UCAUCGUUUACAUAUCGGGAAGAUUUCGUCCAGAAAGUCAGCUCCUGUCCUUGCGGAGACCUCCAAGUCCACAUCCUGUUAAAUUGGUUGGAUGUUAGCUCUGUAUACGUAGCUUCACUCAUGUUUUUACCCUAUAUAAUUGAUACAGGUUGCCUGAAGCUGUCUUCAAAAUGAAAGCCUUGGCCAUCUUUGUUCUUUUAGCAUUAGAAGGCAGGCUGUCAGGGCAUCCGAUUCACAAACAAGCAAUUUUCGGGACCACGUUAUGCUCAGACGACGGCAGGGCCCGUGGCUGAAACACCACCAAACUAGCACGAAGAAGUCCACCUCCCACGGAUCUCACUCGUCUGUGGUAUAGAGUAUGCGAAAUGUGCGGCCUUCAGCCCUUCAACCGGUCUCGCUUAAUGAUAUUUUUUGCGUACCAAGGAAAGCCGCCCUUCAAGAUGAGGUUCUUUUGGUCAUUUCUCAUGGUGGUUAUUCUGGCUGUGUUUUUGGACCACAGCGCUGCAAGCGACUGGGAAAUCCAGGAUGGAAGCCGGCGACUGCGCUCUCCAGACCGUGUUCCCACUGAUUGUAAGGCCUCCGCAUGCAUGGACUACUGCAAGCAACUGGGCGCCCGUGGUGGAUAUUGCAGUACGAAGAGCAUCUACUGCGUGUGCAUCAACCCUUAACCACUUACCUAGAAAUGACAAUAUAAAGCUUC